Messenger RNA from Doryrhamphus excisus (bluestripe pipefish), 726 nucleotides. RefSeq names its product macrophage mannose receptor 1-like. The record is from RefSeq and is a predicted model, not a curated record. Lineage: Eukaryota; Metazoa; Chordata; Actinopteri; Syngnathiformes; Syngnathidae.
CUCAGCGUCAAGCAUCAAAAGAGCAAAGAUGGCAUUGGCUUUUCGCAUGUUGCUUCUCCUUUGUGGGAUCGGUGGACUUGUGACUGGAGCUUGGUCAGAAAAGGACUCCAAGUGCAAAGAGCGUUACUGUCCCAAAGGCUGGUAUCUGUUGAACGAUCGCUGUUUCAUCUUCGUAGAGCAGAGGAGGCAAUUUGCAGAUGCAGAGGAUAUCUGCAUCCUUAAAGGUGGGAAUCUGGUUUCAAUCCGUAAUACUCUAGAGAACGCACUGGUCAAAGCGCUUAUAGCGCAGGAGGGUAGACAAGAUAACAGCACCUGGAUUGGAUGCCACGACGCCAUUGCGGAGGAUAAGUUCGUCUGGACUGAUGGCACCGAGUUUAAAUUCUCUGACUUUGUCCCAGGCCAGCCAGACAACUUUAAUGACAAUGAAGAUUGUUGCGAGAUUAACCGAACAAAUCAAUGGAAUGACGACGCGUGCGUGGAUCCUAAUUACUUUGUUUGUGCCAAAGACGUGCUCUGCAAACACUGAUCCGGUUUUCCGCAAUGAUGUCAUUUCCAUUGCCUUGCUGACUCUUUCCGAGACGACAUUGGACUUCAUUUGGUGUUAAAAUAUCUGGAAUCAUUAUGCUCUUUUCUUUUUUUCUUCUAUAAGGUUCCAUGUUUCCUGAUUGUCAGUUAAACUCAUUUAGAUGCUUUGAAGGGUACCUUUGAAAUAAAUGAAGGAAUGCA